Molecule: messenger RNA, 2919 nt
Organism: Carassius gibelio (silver crucian carp)
Lineage: Eukaryota; Metazoa; Chordata; Actinopteri; Cypriniformes; Cyprinidae
Product: thyrotroph embryonic factor
Exons: 4
Coding region: 137-1042 (301 amino acids)
Biological process (GO): regulation of transcription by RNA polymerase II
Cellular component (GO): nucleus
Molecular function (GO): RNA polymerase II cis-regulatory region sequence-specific DNA binding; DNA-binding transcription factor activity, RNA polymerase II-specific
Source: RefSeq, a predicted model, not a curated record
UGUGAGGGUUAGCCCAGUACACUUGGAGUGGCUCGCGACGGUGUUGUUUUGGCAGUGUUUCCUCAAAGAACAAAAACAGGAGGAUUAACGGAUAUACAAGCGACGUUUGUGUACUUCCUCGGAUAAUAUCACACUAAUGAUGCCCGGUCAAGCGUUGGUGACGGUGGCCAUCGGCCCGCAAAAAUCGUCCGGUUUUGUUUUAAAGAAGAUCAUGAAUAUUCCUCCUCCAAACAUACUGCAGGAUCAAGACGAUGACAUCGAGAAGGAGAAGCAGGGUUUGAUCGUCGAUGGGACGUCCGGCGGCAGCGGCGGUUCGGGUGGCACAGGGGGCGUCUCCGCCUCUCUCACCCCCGCCAUCUGGGACAAAACCAUCCCGUACGACGGCGAGACCUUCCACCUGGAGUACAUGGACCUGGACGAGUUCCUGCUGGAGAACGAGAUUCCCAUCACACUGGAGGAGGAGCUGAGCAAGUGUCCCGAGGCGGAGUGGCGCGGCGGAGACACGCAGGGAUCCUCAGAUGAGCCGCAGAUGCCUGAGGAGGAGUACAGGGACGAUGAAGAGUCUGAGGAUGACUCGGUCUCUGUGACCGUUGAGACGACAGCAGAAGCCAAAGUGGACCCCGACCGCGUGACGCCGACUCCGAUCGACCCGGAGGAGAUCGAGGUGAACGUGGCCUUCCAGCCCGACCCUACAGAUCUGGUCCUGUCCAGCGUUCCCGGAGGAGAGCUCUUCAAUCCACGGAAACACCGCUUCUCUGAGGAAGAGCUCAAACCACAGCCCAUGAUCAAGAAAGCCAAGAAAGUGUUCGUUCCUGAAGAUGCCAAGGAUGAGAAAUACUGGUCGCGGAGGAAUAAGAACAACGUGGCGGCGAAGCGAUCUCGUGAAGCCCGGCGUCUGAAGGAGAACCAGAUCGCCGUCCGCGCCACCUUCCUGGAGCGGGAAAACGCCGCACUACGAAAGGAAGUGGCCGAGCUGCGCAAAGACUGCGGCCGCUGCAAGAAGAUCAUGUCACUGUACGAAGCCAAAUACGGCUCGCUGUGAGGGACACGCUUCACCCCGACACGCAUCAGUCUCUCUAUAAUUCACACCGCAGUUACACGGCCGGGGAUUGUGGGUAAUGUGGCACCGUGUGGGAAGUGGACGAGUAUGACGCGAGCACGUGUUUUUAAGAGGAUGUUUUAAGGGUCUAGAAGACACAAAACACAUGAUAACAGCAUAACCUUUGACCUCCUCAUACCUCAUUCUGCCCUCCACACGACCCCGAUAUGACCCGAGCAGUGAGUUCUUAGAAGUUUAUUCGGUAUGAAAAUGAGAUAAUGCAGCCGACUGGAGAAGUCGCACACAGCAGACGCAAAGUUAGCGUUCAGUGUUUGGUCAUGACUUUUACGACUGUUUUCGGCUCGUUUUUAACCUGUUUCUACCUUUUUGUACUUGACAUGUCAUCGGUGUUUGUGUACAAGAGGUUUUUCGCAGAAAACUAGCGCAUGACCCUUGAUAUGAAGCAAUUAUUUUCUUUAUUCUACAAAAACGAGUGUACUUCGGGCUAUUGCAGUUUGCGAAGAUUUGAAAGAAAGAAAAGUCUGUAAUUAUACGCUUGUAUCCAUCCACCAGUGUCUUUGUUCUUCCAGAAUGACAUUUCUAUUGUGCAGAUUUUUAACACUUUAGCGACUGUGCUGCGAUCAAAUGCAUCUUCACAGCAGUUAACUGGAUGAUUAUUUUAACGCGAGCGUCUGCGCAGGAGUUUAACUGUGAGCGACUUGAUCUGGUUUGUUUUCAGGGUUUGAUCCAGGGCAAUAAUGUGCGAUUCAUCUUUACCUCAGAUUAGAUAUUUCUAACCAGUGUUUGGUUUUUUUAUUUGUUCAUUUAUUUAGAAUAAUUUUUAGUCUGGCAGCUCAGCAUCAGUUAAAAACACAAGCGUAACAAACUUCUGUGUAAAAUGUAAAUGUAAUUUUUUUUUUUAUUCUUACCAAUAACGCAAUCAUCACUGCAUUUUUAAUAAUAAGAAUAAUGCAUUUUUAGAUCGAUUUGUGCAUUGGUAAAACCAUUGUGGCGUGAGCAUGAUUUGAUUUAGUCAGCGACAUUAGCAUAAACAGCAUUAGCGUCACUAGAGUCUCACGUUUAUUGCUGUUUUUCACUGGUUUUCCAAGUUAUUGUAAUUUUAAAUGGUGGAAAAUAAUGUGCUUCCAGUGUUUUUAUGGGUUUUGAUAGAUUGCACUUUUCGUGGUUUGUUUUCAAUGCUGUGCUUACAAUUAAAUUUGUACCAGAUCAACGUUUUACAUUUGUAAUUUGGUUUUAACAGCUAUUUUUUUUUUUUUUUUUUUUACUUUUAUAAAACUUUCCUCAUUUUGUUUCUCUAUAGUUUUUUUAUACAUGCAUACAUAAAAACAACGGGUCUCUAGCACUUAAAGGCGAAUCUAUUGUAAAUUGAGAGUCGUUAGUGCAUGCUGUUGUCAUGGUGACGUUGUGCAGUGGGCGUGUCCUUCUCUUGCAUAUAUAUAUAUUAUCUUUUUUUUUUUUUUUUAACUCUUUCUACUCCUGUUUGAUUUCAUUUUACAAACCAAACAAACUUUCAGGUCAAUCACUGUUUCAAAUGUACAAGAAUGAAGUGUGUGUUUGUUUUAUAGGUCAGUUUUGUGAUUUAAUCUGAAUUGUGACGUUGCGCCUCUGGUUUUUGUUAUUAAUCUGUCACAUAAACUCCAGACUUUGAGUUCUACGUUGGACUCUGUGAAACUGAAAUGUAGCAUUUUGUCUAAAACAUGUAACUUUCAGUAUAUGGAUGGACACUUAAAAAAAAAAAAAAAAAACUUGUUUUAAAGAGUCCUGUUGUUUUUCUAAAGUCAUUUUCCUCUGGUGUAACGCAGUAUGUCAUGACUAUGCUGUAUAAUGCAUAUUAAUAAAGUUGGAUAUCAGUGAUUUGA